AUGGAUACAGUCCAAAGAAUCGUCAAACAUCCCAUCGAAACCGCCCAGAAGACACUCAACAUGGGUUCCUCCGACACCUCAUUCGCGGCCCACACGGCCAACCAGUUCAGCACAUACGAGAAGGACAGAACAAUGGCAUCCAAGCACGCCGUCUACACGACGAGCAACGGCGUGCCCAUGCCCCAUCCAUACGAGACGCAGCGGUGCGGCGAAAACGGGCCUCUCUUGCUCCAGGACUUCCACUUGAUCGACUUGCUCUCGCACUUCGACAGAGAGCGCAUCCCGGAGCGCGUGGUGCAUGCUAAGGGAGCCGGAGCCCACGGUUUCUUCGAGUGCACGAAUCCCAUUCCGGAGCUCUCCCAGGCCGACAUCUUCUCGACCAAGGGAAAAAGGUGCCCGAUCACCGUCCGCUUCUCGACAGUUGGUGGAGAGUCGGGCUCGCCUGAUCUCCAGCGUGAUCCGAGAGGUUUCUCGGUGAAAUUCCGCACGGAGGAUGGAAACUGGGACAUGGUUGCGAACAAUACGCCCGUGUUCUUUUUGAGAGAUCCCGCGAAGUUUCCUCACUUCAUUCACACGCAGAAGAGAGACCCACAAACCCACUUGAAUCACAACGAUGAUUCAUUUAUGUUCUGGGACUACCUCUCUCAAAAUCCAGAGUCCAUCCAUCAAGUCAUGAUCUUGAUGGGAGACCGCGGCAUUCCCGACGGAUAUCGCUUCAUGCACGGCUACGCUGGGCACACCCUCAAGCUCGUCAACAAGGACGGCGACUGGGUUUACGCCCAGAUCCACAUGAAGUCCCAGCAGGGCACCAAGUUCAUCACACAAGAGGACUCCCUCACCAUGUCCGCCGACUACUCCACGAACGACCUCUUCCAGGCCAUCAAGAAGGGAGACUACCCCAAGUGGACCGUCGAGGUCCAGACGAUGACGCCAAAGGAGGCCGAACAGGCGUGGGAGAACGACAAGAUCAACGUCUUCGACCUGACGCAUGUCUGGCCCCAGGGCAAGUAUCCAUUGAAGAAGAUCGGAGAGUUCACCCUGAACGAGAAUCCCAUCAACUACUUCGCCGAAGUUGAGCAGGUCGCGUUCAAUCCGGCGCAUAUGCCACCUGGCAUUGAGCCCUCAGCCGAUCCCGUGCUGCAGUCGCGUCUGUUCUCAUACCCAGACACUCAUCGCCACCGCAUCGGCGUGAACUACCAACAGCUCCCCGUCAACGCCCCGCGAAAUGGCUUCAACGCUGGCAGCUUCCAGCGCGACGGCCAAAUGGCCUUCUUCAACCAAGGAGCGCGACCGAACUACCUCAGCUCCAUCGACCCCAUCAAGUUCAAGAACCGCACUGUCGAUCUCGACAAGGCCCACGGGCACUUCACCGGUGAGGCCAUUACCUUCCUCUCGGAGAUCCGACCGGAGGAUUUCAACGCGCCUCGCGCGUUGUGGCAGAAGGUCUGGGACGAGCCCGCUCGUGAGCGCUUCAUCAAGAAUGUGACGGGCAAGAUGGAGCUUUGCAAGGACCAGGAGCCCUUGAAGCGGCAGAUUGCCAUCUUCAGAGAGGUCGACCCAGAGAUUGCGCAGAGAAUUGAGAAGAGCACUGGAAUCAAGGGAUAUGAUGGCAUUGCCAACAUGAGGUUCAACGGCACUCACAAUGGGUUCGCCAAGGAUGAGAAGAACAAGUACGCCAACGGUAUCAAUGUGUCGCAGGGGAAGAGUGUGACAGCCAACAACGGGGCCCCGGUAAACGGCACACACAAGAGCGCCAGGUAG
Colletotrichum karsti is the source of this 1761-nucleotide messenger RNA. Its product is annotated as peroxisomal catalase. Gene Ontology annotation, biological process: response to hydrogen peroxide; hydrogen peroxide catabolic process. The transcript has 2 exons. Gene Ontology annotation, cellular component: mitochondrion; peroxisome; cytoplasm. NCBI's taxonomy places the organism in Eukaryota, Fungi, Ascomycota, Sordariomycetes, Glomerellales, Glomerellaceae. The coding region runs from base 1 to 1761 and encodes 586 amino acids. The record is from RefSeq and is a predicted model, not a curated record. Gene Ontology annotation, molecular function: heme binding; catalase activity.